This is a messenger RNA of Sabethes cyaneus, 1694 nucleotides long. It is a transcript of the gene Stip1, whose product is annotated as stress-induced-phosphoprotein 1. Gene Ontology annotation, molecular function: Hsp90 protein binding. The coding region runs from base 250 to 1245 and encodes 331 amino acids. The transcript has 3 exons. NCBI's taxonomy places the organism in Eukaryota, Metazoa, Arthropoda, Insecta, Diptera, Culicidae. The record is from RefSeq and is a predicted model, not a curated record.
GCCGAAAGCGUUUACGACAAAAAGCAUUGUCGGUGUAGAGUGCAGUUCGGCUACGGCUAGAAAUAUAUUGUGAACUGUUGUGCUGUGCGAUAAAUGAGUUGAUUCCUGACCAGCGAUCCUAUUAAACUCUUCCGAUAUACUGUGCCCAAAGGAUAAAGGAGCAGGAUUUUACGAAGAACACGUUGGUCGAAUAGUGCAGUAGCUUCUUUUUGUGAGUUUAAGCAGCAGUAAGUUUUUAAACAGACUAGAAUGGCUUCUAAAGAGGAAGAGAAUCUUCCAGAAAAUAAGAAAUUAGCUCGCAAGGCGAAAGAGCAAGGAAAUGAGGCGUACAAGAAAAAAGAUUUCGAAGUCGCUUUGAGCCAUUACCGUACGGCGCUGCAGCAUGAUCCUACGGAUAUUACAUUCCACAAUAACAUCGCUGCGGUGUAUUUCGAGCAAAAAGAGUUCCAGAAAUGUAUCGCCGAGUGCGAAAAAGCAGUCGAGGUUGGUCGCGAAAAUCGGGCAGAUUACAAGCUUAUAGCAAAGGCCUUCACCCGCAUUGGCAAUUCCUAUCGCAAACUAGAAAACUACAAGUCUGCUAAGACUUACUUCGAGAAAAGUCUUUCGGAAUACAGAACGCCGGAAGUGAAGGCAUUGUUAAGUGAUACCGAAAAGCAGAUCAAAGAACAGGAAAGAUUAGCAUAUAUCGACCCGGUCAAGGCUGAAGAGGAAAAAGAGCAAGGUAACCAAUUUUUUAAGAAGGGCGAUUACAGCACAGCAGUCAAACACUACACGGAAGCAAUUCGUCGCAAUCCAGACGAUGCCAAACUAUAUAGCAAUCGAGCAGCUUGUUACACCAAGCUGGCUGCUUUUGACUUAGGCCUUAAAGAUUGUGAAAUGUGCUGCAAACUGGAUGAAACCUUUAUCAAGGGCUGGAUCCGUAAAGGUAAAAUCCUACAAGUAAUGCAGAAAAGUUCAGAAGCGUUGACUGCCUACCAGAAAGCUCUUGAAAUCGAUCCGAACAACGCAGAAGCCCUGGAAGGAUACCGAGCCUGCACAAUGGCAGUGCACUCCGAUCCGAAAGAGGUAUGGAAGAAGGCCAUGCACGAUCCCGAGGUGCAACAGAUUCUGAAAGAUCCCGCGAUGCGAGUUAUUCUAGACCAGAUGCAAAGCGACCCAAAGGCGGUUCAAGAGCAUCUUAAAAAUCCUGAGGUGGCAUCCAAAAUCCAAAAACUCCUGGAAUCCGGUAUCAUUCAAAUUUACUAAAACGUUUCUACUAGUUACCGCAGUUACGCGGUAAUGGUCCUUGGAAAGGUGUGUUCAAUAGGUACCGGGCAGUCAAUGGAGAUCUCUACUGUCAACGCCAGUUUUAUAUGCGAGUACGAGUCGUUUUCUCAAAAUCUAACUUCUGUUGGCUUUCCAAAUUGCUUUUCAAAUUUACACAAACAAAGCGCAUCAGUCGCCGCCGUAUUAUACUUUCGAGAGAAGAGAAAUGGCUAAAAGAAAAACCCUUGACAUACAAACACAAUAUUCAUUCAAUAAGCUUAUUGAUAAUAUAGUAGAAUAAAUCUUUAAGCAAAGCAAACGCGUACAUUAAAGUAGAUAAAUCGUAAUAAUUAUCGCUCGUACCGCAGCCGCAGCAGCAAACAGUGGAACAGUUCUAAACUAGCCAGUAUAAAUUGGAAGUAAUAAUCGAAAUAAAACUAGGAUUUAUU